Molecule: messenger RNA, 1398 nt
Organism: Microdochium trichocladiopsis
Lineage: Eukaryota; Fungi; Ascomycota; Sordariomycetes; Xylariales; Microdochiaceae
Product: actin family
Exons: 3
Coding region: 1-1398 (465 amino acids)
Cellular component (GO): Swr1 complex
Molecular function (GO): nucleosome binding
Source: RefSeq, a predicted model, not a curated record
AUGACGGCUCGUCGCAGCUCGAAGCCACAGCCGCCCCCAGCGCCGGCGCGCACCCUUGUCCUCGACAAUGGCGCCUACACCAUCAAGGCUGGCUUUGUCGCUCCCCUCUCCAACCCUCCCAGCGACGGCCCUCUCCCCGAAGGCGAUACCCCGUCACAAUGGACCUCCACGACCACCGACGAUAUCGAUCCCCGCGUGAUCCCCAACUGCAUCGCCCGCGGCGCUGACCGCAAGACUUACGUCGGCUCCGAGCUCGACACAUGCCGCGACUUUGGCGAAAUGGCCUUCCGCCGGCCCGCAGAGAAGGGCUACAUUGUCAGCUGGGAGGCCCAGCGCGAAAUUUGGGACCGCGAGUUCUUCGACGACACUGCCCCACUGCGCUGCGACCCGGCCGAGACGCGCCUCAUCCUGGCUGAACACGCGGGAAAUCUGCCCAUCUUACAGACCAACUGCGACCAGAUGGUGUUUGAAGAGUUUGGCUUCAUGAGCUAUUAUCGUGGCAGUGGCGCGUCUUUCAAUGCGUACAAUGAUGUUCAGAGGACGCUGAGCACUUACGGACUCGAUCGGCCUGCCGAAAUCAUGCUCCUGAUCGACUCGGGCUACUCCCACACCACCAUCACCCCCUUGCUCAAGGGCCGACCAUUAAAUCAGGCCGUGCGACGCCUCGAAGUUGGCGGCAAAUUCCUCACAAAUUACCUCACCCGCAUGCUAUCUCUGCGCCACUACGACAUGCGCAACGACACUUACAUUGUCAACGAAAUGAAGGAGAUGGCCUGCUACGUCUCACUCGACUUUGCGGGUGACCUCGACAAGACGUGGAAAGGCACGCGCGGCGAGAGGCGCGAGGCAUUCCUCACGGGUGGCGGCGUGGCCAAGGACUACGUGCUGCCCGACUUCCACACGCGUACAAAGGGUGUGGUACGCGACUACGAUCCCACCCAAACGGCGCGGUCACGCAAGCUCGCGGCGCAGCUUGGCGAGACCAGCGAGGACGUCCUCACUCUACGCAAUGAGCGCUUCACGAUCCCAGAGAUCUUGUUCAACCCCUCCGAUGUCGGCUUGCAGCAGCCCGGGAUCGCUGAUGUCGUGUGGGAGUCCCUCCAGGCUCUUCCCAUCGGGUUGUGGCCAGGCCUGUUAGCCAACAUCGUCGUCGUAGGCGGCAACUCGCUAUUUGAGGGCUUUGUAGAGAGAUUACAGGAUGAGAUUGUCCAACGGGUGCCGGACGAGUGCCUGGUCCGUGUCGCCAGGCCUGAGAAGCCACUGUUCAGCACGUGGCACGGCGCUGCGCAACUGGCAAGACACCAGGACAUUGAGAAGCUCGUUGUCACGAAGCAGGAAUAUGACGAGCACGGCGCUACCUGGAUGGCGCGCAAGUUUGCUGCUGGACUUCCGCCGUGA